GCUCGCCCGCUCACUGGACCGUAGUGAAACCACUUAACACGCACGACCCUGAACAAUGUGACCGUGGAGGCAUGAUGGACUCGCUUCUUGAUUAUGCGCAUUAAGAUUAUAAAUUAGCCUUUUCCAUUUCCCAUAUAGCAAAAAGCCACAUCACUAAACUGUAUUUAGCGAGUCACGCUCUAGACCUCAGUCAGUCUUCUUCCCUCUGUGAAUGAACAGUGUAGUCUCUUAAAAUGCACCAAACAUACCCAGCUUCUGUUUUUAAGGCCUCCCUUCUCUUUUCUCUCUCUUUCUAGCUUCAAAGUUUCCUUCUUGGUCUUGGCAAUGGUGGUGUAUAGAUAUGCCUUGUUGUUGUUGCUGGGUUUACUUGCAUUUAUUGCAAUGCUUCUGCAUUUAACAAUGGCAGAUUGCCCCUUAGAUCUGAGUGGAUCAAAUUUUACCUUAGCAGCAUCUAUGUGCUCCAGUAAAGAUGGAAGAGGAAAGUGCUGCCGCUAUAUUAAUACGUUUAUUGCAGUUUCCAUUGCUCGUUAUGCAAAUGCAACUAGCAAUCUAGGGGUUGCCUCGAAUCUAUCUGAUAUAUGUCUUAAUUCCAUUUCUCAAACUAUGCAACUGUAUGGAGUUCCAAGUGAUGCAACAGUUUUUUGUGGGUUUGGGACAAAAAUUCCAGUGACUUAUGAGUGUGAGGGUCGAUCAACUGUCACUCAGAUGUUGGGGUCUCCAAAAUUCGUGGACGUUGCACAAAAUUGCAGACUUCCCCUUUUGUUAGAAAGUGACUGCAAGAGGUGUUUAAAUGCUGGCAUUAUAUACCUUCAUCAUCUGGUGGGAACAGAUAAUAAUCUGACAUUGAGUACCUGCCGCGAUGCAACUUUUAUUGCACUUGCAAGCCAAUUUGAUGAUGCUUCAGCAGUUGAAAUUGCAAGCUGUUUCUUCGGAGUUCAAGGGCUCAACAUCCCUUUAGAGCCACCUCCAUCUGCAGUCAUCCCUGAAGCCCCUCCAAAUCCAUUGACAGCUGCUGGCCCGAACCAAGCUAUGCUGGGACUUCCCCUAAAAGCAAACCACCACCCAUACCAUCUGACAUUAGUUCCACUUAUUGGCAUUGCAGUCACAGCAGCUGCCAUUGUGAUGCUGAUAGUCUUGAUAUUUCUUAUUCGUAGGAAAAACAGAGAAAUAGAGGAAUCUGAGAAUAUAAAUAAGACCUUUUCAAGAGCCUUCCCACCUCCUAGGCCUACAAGGAAAUUUCAAGGGCCUGCAUCAAUGCUACGAAAAUUCAACUACAAGGAGACAAUGAAGGCAACAGAUAACUUCAAUACAAUCAUUGGACAGGGAGGAUUUGGAACUGUAUAUAAAGCUGAAUUUAGUGAUGGGUUAGUGGCAGCAGUGAAGCGGAUGAACAAGGUUUCAGAGCAGGUAGAACAGGAGUUCUGCAGAGAGAUAGAAUUACUCGCUAGACUGCACCACCGCCAUCUUGUUGCUCUAAGAGGCUUUUGCAUAAAAAAGAAUGAGAGGUUCCUCGUGUAUGAGCAUAUGGCAAAUGGAAGCCUAAAGGAUCAUCUUCAUUCCCCUGGAAGUCCUCUGAGUUGGCGGGUCAGAAUCCAGAUUGCAAUUGACGUGGCUAAUGCUCUGGAGUACCUCCACUUUUAUUGUGAUCCACCUCUGUGCCACAGGGACAUAAAAUCAAGCAACAUUUUAUUGGAUGAAAAUUUUGUUGCUAAGGUUGCAGAUUUUGGCCUUGCCCAUGCUUCAAAAGAUGGUUCUAUAUGCUUUGAACCAGUAGAUACCGAUAUCCGUGGAACUCCAGGUUACAUGGAUCCUGAGUAUGUGGUCACCCAAGAGCUCACCGAGAAAAGUGAUAUAUAUAGCUAUGGUGUGGUACUGUUGGAGAUAGUGACUGCAAGACGAGCAAUACAGGAGAGCAAGAAUUUGGUGGAGUGGUCUCAAAUAUUCAUGGCAUCAGAUUCAAGACUACCGGAGUUAGUGGAUCCACGCAUCAGGGAUUCCUUUGACCUGGACCAGCUACAAACUAUUGUGACUAUCGUGAGAUGGUGCACACAGAAGGAAGGCCGAGCAAGGCCUUCAAUCAAGCAAGUCCUUAGGCUUUUGUAUGAGAGUUCGGACCCAAUGCAUAGUGAAUUUGUGCGAGCUGUGGAAGAUGAAGAGUGUGAAGGAAGUGAAGGAGGAAGAACAAGUAGGGAAAAAUCAAACAAGAGUGAUGCUAUUUUUCAGAGUGGGGAUGGAAGAUAUCUUGCUUCCUCUUCAAGCACAUCGAGGUCGUAUUGUAGUAGAAGCUUUUUACUUGAAACUGGCUCUCCACAAUCUCCCUCCAGUAUGCUCUCUGUUUGAGGCGAUCAUUGUUUGCCUCGAUCAACAAUCAUGGUUUGCAAGAAAGCUGUAGCACUACUCUUACAGACUUGGCAGCAGGUCAAGUCAAUGUCUUCUGAGAAUACAUAUCUCCAGUUAGAUAGAAAAGGCAAUUGUAAAACUAGUCAUUGUUUUUUUAAGCAUGUGAAAGUACUUAUUAUACAUCCAUUUCUUUAUUUCAUGUUUUAGGAUUUCUGGACAACUAAAGCUGCGAAAUAUAAACAUUUUAUAUUUCAUCGUUGGUAUGUAAGAUGGGCUGCUUUGCUUCAA
Populus nigra (black poplar) is the source of this 2628-nucleotide messenger RNA. Its product is annotated as probable receptor-like protein kinase At1g49730. The record is from RefSeq and is a predicted model, not a curated record. The transcript has 9 exons. Gene Ontology annotation, molecular function: ATP binding; protein kinase activity. Bases 325 to 2340 code for a protein of 671 amino acids. Gene Ontology annotation, biological process: protein phosphorylation. NCBI's taxonomy places the organism in Eukaryota, Viridiplantae, Streptophyta, Magnoliopsida, Malpighiales, Salicaceae.